Octodon degus (degu) is the source of this 682-nucleotide messenger RNA. It is a transcript of the gene Hopx, whose product is annotated as HOP homeobox. Gene Ontology annotation, cellular component: nucleus. The coding region runs from base 256 to 477 and encodes 73 amino acids. Gene Ontology annotation, biological process: cell differentiation; regulation of transcription by RNA polymerase II. Gene Ontology annotation, molecular function: DNA binding. NCBI's taxonomy places the organism in Eukaryota, Metazoa, Chordata, Mammalia, Rodentia, Octodontidae. The record is from RefSeq and is a predicted model, not a curated record. The transcript is spliced from 2 exons.
GCCUCCUCCGCUUCUUCGCUCCGCGUCGCAGCCUUGGGCGCACAGGGCGCAAGUCACCUCUCUUGUGCGACAGCAGAGGGGGUUCUUGGGGGACCCGGGGACGCGAGCGGCCGUGGACAGCGCGCGGAGGGGACAGCCCGGCCCUCACCCUCACCCGCACCCUGCACCCGGCACUCCGCACCCCGCUCUCUGCAACCCGGAUCUCGCCGCCGCUCACGCUGCCUCUCGCUCUCCCGCCCGCAGCUGCUCCUGACCAUGUCCGCCGAGCCCACGAACGGCCCCACGGAGGACCAGGUGGAGAUCCUGGAGUACAACUUCAACAAGGUCAACAAGCACCCGGACCCCACCACGCUAUGCCUCAUCGCAGCCGAGGCCGGCCUCACGGAGGAGGAGACGCAGAAAUGGUUUAAGGAGCGCCUGGCCCAGUGGCGGCAGUCAGAGGGGCUGCCUUCGGAGUGCAGAUCCGUCACAGACUGAGAGCAAGGAUGUGGUGGGCGGCCAGGCAGGCCUGCUCCUGCUCCAGGAAGACCACCUGCUGCUCCUCUCAUCUUUGCCAGGCUGUUUGAUUUCUCCAUGUAGUGUGUGUUCCGAGUUAGGUGUCCUGCUACUUAACAGGCUGUUGUAUUUUUUUAAUGUACAUAACUAGAAACUAACAACAGGAGGCUGAGCACAGGCUCUGUGC